AUGGCGUCGAUCCCCUCCUUGCCCGCCACGUUGUCUCCCGCCCUGACCGGCCGCGACGCCAUUGCUGACGUUCUCUAUCGUCUCGUGCUGGGGCUGGACACCAAUAACAAGGAACUCUUUGACUCAGCUUUCGUUCCCAACUCCACCUUUGCAAUUAAUGGCCGGGUCUCCGAAGGCCUACCAGCUAUCCACACCGACUGCUUCGAGCCAAUCAGCAAGCUGGACACCACCCACUUUAUCACCAAUGUCCGAACCACCAUCGACGAGAGCGGCUCCAAGGCAGCCGUGACCGCCUCGGCUCUCGCCCAGCACUMCCGSGGUGGGAARGGGCUSGAGCCAAGCCAGACGCGUCUGUUGGCGGGAAGCCUGUACUAUGCAGAUCUAGUCAAGGAUGAGACUAGUGGUUUGUGGAAGGUCAAGGACUUUAAGAUGCAGUCGUCCUGGGCGGAGGGUGACUGGGGUGUGUUGACUGGAAACUAG
Messenger RNA from Talaromyces amestolkiae, 480 nucleotides. RefSeq lists its product as uncharacterized. NCBI's taxonomy places the organism in Eukaryota, Fungi, Ascomycota, Eurotiomycetes, Eurotiales, Trichocomaceae. The coding region runs from base 1 to 480 and encodes 159 amino acids. The record is from RefSeq and is a predicted model, not a curated record. The transcript has a single exon.